ACACUGGUCACUGGUGCAAUAUGGGAGAAAUGGAAUUGGAGAAGACGACAGAUAGUGGGGACCAUCUUCAUUCUUCUGCUCUCUCACGUGUUCUUAUCCAUUUUCUCUCUAUCUUUUUCUCUUUCUGCUGAAUCAAUCCACUGAGAACCAAAACCCCAAUUUCCCCCCUUUUUCUUGUUCACUUUCUCUUCAAUUUUCCACCAUCCAACCACUCCAUUAUUUGACCAACUAGCUCGUACUCUCCACUGUCAAUGGCUACUCUGCUAGCUUCUUCGAAAACCAACUUUCACCACCACAGCCAUCUUCCAACACCACCGUCAUCCUCAUCGCCUCCGUGUUCAUCUUCAUCCAUGUCCAUGAUGGGUACCGCAAACCCUCAAAUUUCGGGUUUAUUGCAUCUGAAAUCUAGUUUCUUGAACCCGUUGAGUAAGAAUCUGAGCCAUGUCGAACUGGGUUCCUGUAAAAACGGUCGCAGCAAAUCGUUUGUGGUCCGGAUGUCAUGGGAUGGUCCGCUUUCUUCCGUCAAAUUGAUCAUUCAAGGCAAAAAUCUUGAGUUAACAGAUACUGUAAAAAGUCAUGUUGAAGAGAAGGUCGGAAAGGCUGUUCAGAAACACAGUCAUCUUGUGCGGGAGGUUGAUGUUAGGUUAUCUGUUCGAGGUGGAGAAUUUGGGAAGGGUCCCAGGAUCCGGAGAUGUGAGGUGACUUUGUUUACCAAGAAACAUGGAGUUGUUCGUGCAGAAGAAGAUGCUGAAACAGUAUAUGGGAGUAUUGACUUAGUAUCGUCGAUUAUACAGAGGAAGUUGAGGAAGAUUAAGGAGAAGGAAUCUGAUCAUGGGCGCCACAUGAAGGGUUUUAACAGAUUGAAAAUUAGGGAGCCUGCACCACAGGUAGUUGAUGGUGAUGAAGAUGCAGCACCUCAACAAGAGGAGGAGGAGAAGGAGGAGGAGAACUUUAUUGAUGAGAUUGUACGGACAAAAUACUUUGAGAUGCCACCUCUGACUGUCUCUGAAGCAAUUGAGCAACUGGAAAAUGUUGACCAUGACUUCUAUGGUUUCAGAAAUGAAGAGACCGGGGAAGUGAAUAUUGUGUACAAAAGAAAAUCAGGUGGAUAUGGUCUGAUCAUACCCAAAGGUAAUGACAGAGCUGAGACACUAGAGCCUGUGCUUGUAGAGCCGGUAAAAGAACCCUCUUUGGCCGAAUAAUAGAAAGGAAGAUCCUGUUUUGAGAAUUGAGAUGGCUGCAAUCUAUGUUUCCAAUCAAUCAUCUAUAGAUUUCUGAUGGCAGCAGUGUACAUUAAGGCUGAUGUAUGUGAAUCUAUGAUGAAGCCCUCUAUGGGGAAUGAGAUCAACCAACUUCUAAAAUGUAUGAACGUAUAAUUGAUGCUUCUUGUGAAGAUUAGAUACACAUAUGAUAAUCUAUAAAAGAUGAGAGAAAACAUUUUGAAGUA
Messenger RNA from Carica papaya (papaya), 1447 nucleotides. RefSeq names its product 30S ribosomal protein. NCBI's taxonomy places the organism in Eukaryota, Viridiplantae, Streptophyta, Magnoliopsida, Brassicales, Caricaceae. The record is from RefSeq and is a predicted model, not a curated record. Gene Ontology annotation, biological process: primary metabolic process; negative regulation of translational elongation. Gene Ontology annotation, molecular function: ribosomal small subunit binding. Gene Ontology annotation, cellular component: cytosolic small ribosomal subunit.